Molecule: messenger RNA, 774 nt
Organism: Lachnellula hyalina
Lineage: Eukaryota; Fungi; Ascomycota; Leotiomycetes; Helotiales; Lachnaceae
Exons: 3
Coding region: 1-774 (257 amino acids)
Source: RefSeq, a predicted model, not a curated record
AUGACGGCACCCACUCUGGUUCUCGUUGGUGGCGGAUGGCACGUUCCUGCCAGCUACUCGAAGCUCAGCAAUGCUCUCAAAGAAGCUGGUUACGACGUUCAUGUUCCACGUCAUCCAUCUACGGAUGAAGCUCGACCCCCGAUCAACGACCUAGCUACAGAUACAGAGGCACUCCGCAAAUAUGUUGGUGAUCUAGUUGAGGAGGGCCGUACUGUUGUCGUCGCCAUGCACUCAUACGGGGGACAAGUCGGAACAAAUGCGCUCUGGGAUAUGGACUUGAAGACCCGGGCGCGCCAGAAUUUGUCAGGAGGUAUCUCCCGUCUGAUUUAUAUGUGUGCCUUCGCUCUCCCAGAAGGUGGUUCGAUGAUACAGAAAGUGGAGGAGAUGGGCGAUGGGUAUCUUAUGCCGAUUGCAUUUGACUUCGCGGAUGAUGGAUCAGUUGUACCAAGAGAUCCCCAGACUAUUUUGAUCGGCCCUAGUGACGACGAGGAAGUUGACCCUUACCUAGCAACUCUUGUUCGUUGGAAUGGGAAGUGUAUGCAUGACAGUAUUACUCAUUGCGCCUGGAGACAUAUCCCAGUCACUUAUCUCUCGACAACUCAAGAUUUCACGAUUCCAGUUCAUUAUCAGGAGUCGAUGGUAGAUGUUAUACGGGGCCAAGGGGUGGAAGUACAGGCAAUUCAAAUUGAAUCUGGUCACUGUCCUAAUCUGACAAAGACGAAUGAAGUAGUCGAUGCCAUUAAUAACGCCAUUGGAUGGACACCGACCAAGUAA